Coregonus clupeaformis (lake whitefish) is the source of this 896-nucleotide messenger RNA. Its product is annotated as hemoglobin embryonic subunit alpha-like. Gene Ontology annotation, cellular component: haptoglobin-hemoglobin complex; hemoglobin complex; blood microparticle. NCBI's taxonomy places the organism in Eukaryota, Metazoa, Chordata, Actinopteri, Salmoniformes, Salmonidae. The coding region runs from base 332 to 763 and encodes 143 amino acids. The transcript is spliced from 3 exons. Gene Ontology annotation, biological process: oxygen transport; hydrogen peroxide catabolic process. Gene Ontology annotation, molecular function: oxygen carrier activity; peroxidase activity; heme binding. The record is from RefSeq and is a predicted model, not a curated record.
UCUCUACGUCCUUGUUUGAAAAACAACAAGCACUUAAAAAGUUGGCUCGUAAAUAACAAUGCAUCUGGUAGGAUCAUCGCACCUGGGAAACGAGGCCCAUCCCCUUACAUCUCAAUUUCUAAGUGUCUUAAACAUGUUAUACAUGUUGUUCAACUUGUUAUCUAUGAAAAUUGGCAACACUCCAGUUUCAACAAAAAUUGGAAUGCGUUCAAGUUGGCACGCAUCUUGGAGGUGGGUCUGGGGUGUGCCUUGCGGCUUGUUUAAUAUAAAAAGCGUUCGUUUGAAAUAGCUCAUCUGAACUUUUACUUCAGUAUCCUCUCUAAAGACAACAAUGAGUCUCACCGCUAAGGACAAGGCAGUGGUCAGGGCCUUCUGGGCCAAGGUGUCCGGCAAGGCUGAGGACAUCGGAUGCGAUGCUCUUUCUAGAAUGCUGGUGGUUUACCCCCAAACCAAGACAUAUUUCUCCCACUGGCCGGACCUGAGCCCCGGUUCUUCUCGGGUUAGGAAGCAUGGUAAGACUGUCAUGGGAGGCGUCGGUGAAGCCGUGGCCAAGAUCGACGACCUCACCGCAGGUCUCCUCACCCUCAGCGAGCUGCACGCCUUCCAGCUGCGUAUAGAUCCAGCCAACUUCAAGAUUCUGUCCCACAACAUAUUGGUGGUGCUGGGCAUUUUGUUCCCCGCUGACUUCACCCCAGAGGUUCAUGUGUCCGUGGACAAGUUCCUGGCCGCCCUGGCCCUGGCUCUGGCCGAAAAGUACAGAUAAACUGUGGGCCCCCUAUAAGCUGUGAGCAGAGAAGGCAUCAUCAGACCAGACAUAUGGCAACAUGUGCUCAACGCGCUGUCUUGUUCUAAAUGAAUAAAUGUUCAAACGCACAUAAUUACGUUAUCUGGUCUUU